Molecule: messenger RNA, 1563 nt
Organism: Macrosiphum euphorbiae (potato aphid)
Lineage: Eukaryota; Metazoa; Arthropoda; Insecta; Hemiptera; Aphididae
Source: the annotation of a GenBank genome assembly
AUGUAUAUAGAAACAAAAGAACAAAACAAAAGUUAUGUAAUAGAACUUAGAGAAAGUUUAAGCAAAAAUAAGUAUUUAAAAUUGGAAUCAACAUACUUUAACAUUGAUGACGGAAUCACAAUUUACAAUUUUUCAAAAUUAUAUAGUAACAUACCGAGAGGAAUGACGAUAGCGAAUUUAAUAAAUACUGACACACCAAGGGUACAAGACGACACAGUAUGUGAGCAAAUAAACACCACUAAUAAGACACCAACAGAAAAAUAUAAUGACGAUAACAUUGAAGAAAUUAUGGAUAAGCAAGGAAAUGUUAUUAAAAUAUCACAGGAAUUAAAUACUGAACAAAGAAAAAGGGCUUUAAGACUUAUAAACAAUUAUAAACAUUUAUUUACAUCAGAUCCUUUAGACAUUGGUUGCGCCAAGGUAGAACCAUGUGAAAUUAAAUUAAAAACAGAUAAAGCAAUAUUCCAACCACCAUACAGAGUUUCACCUGCACAAAGACAUAAAUUGAGAAUUCUAAUUGAAGAAAUGAUAAACGCAGACAUAAUAGAACCUAGUAAAAGUAAUUACGCUGCUCCAGUAUUUUUAGUUCCUAAGAAAGAAAAAGGGGAAUACCGAUUCUUAGUAGACUAUAGGAAAUUGAACAACGAAACGAUACCCGACAAACACCCAAUUCCACGAUCACAAGAUCUUUUUAGAAGCCUGGAAGGGGCUCAAUAUUACUCUUCUAUAGACAUGGCCCAGGGGUAUUUUCAAAUUCCGAUAAAACAAGAGGACCAAAAUAAAACAGGAUUCAUAACAGAUUUUGGACUUUUUAAUUUCAAAAGGAUACCACAAGGGUUUAAAAAUUCAGCACCAAUUUUUCAAAGAAUAAUAAAUAAUGUAUUCAGUGACUAUCUGUACAGGACAAUGAUAGCCUACCUAGAUGAUAUAUGUUGUUUCGGAACCAAUUUUGAAGAAGCGCUAACUAAUUUAAAAGAUAUAUUCAGUAGACUGGAAGAAGCGGGUCUAAAAUUAAAAACAAAUAAAUGCAAUUUUUUUAGUUCAAAUAUUGAAUUACUUGGACACUCAGUAUCAAACAUAGGCAUAAAACCAUUAGAAAAAAAUAUUAAAGCGAUUACUUCAUUUCCAAUUCCAAAUAAAAUAAAAGACGUAAGAGCUUUCAUUGGACUUACAAGUUAUUAUAGGAAAUACAUUAACAAUUUUGCAAAAAUAGCAAACCCUUUGACAAGCUUAACAAAAAAGGAUAAUAAAUUUGUUUGGGGAAAAGAACAGGUAGAAGCUUUUGAAAUUUUAAAAAAGGCCAUAACCACAGCACCAGUUCUGACACAUUUCGAAGAUGGAUACCCAGUUUUUGUUACCACUGAUGCUUCGCUAGAAGGAUUGUCUGGUAUACUGGAACAAGAAGACAACAACGGUAAAAGGCAUCCUAUAGCCUAUGCUUCUAGAAAAUUAAAAGGAGGUGAAAAGAACUAUACAACUACAGAAUUGGAAAUGUCGGCUGUAGUAUUUGCGACCAACCACUUCAGAGAAUAUCUCUUAGGGAGAAAAAUAACUGUGUUUUAG